CAAGACUGCAUGUACCUUUGGAAAAAGGCUGAGGCUUAGCUCUUACGGUUUUAGAAUCUGAGCCUCCGCCAGUCUGUGUCGGGCCAGGGACCAGGGCAGGGUCUCCGGGGGCCUGUUGCCCAACAGCUGUUCCCUGGGUUAUUUUGGUUCAGUGGGAGCUUAUCAAUUCCAGCGUAUUUGGAUCAAGAGAGCCAACAGCAAGACAAUCUCCAGGUGGUUCUCUGGGGACCUCUCCAACAUUUCUGAAAUGAGCGGGGGUGGGGGAAAGAGUUUGCUUGGGGAGUAGUUUCCCCAGGAGGGAAAUCUCCUGCCAGUAUCAUACCUAUCACCUUCUCCAAUUUUACGCGGGGUCCAGAGAGGCGGAGGCACUGGAACUGAGGCCACACCCCUGGGGAGCCAGGUCUCUGACCCCAGGCCACAGUGCCUCUCCGCUGGGCCUCGGGCAGACCAGCAGCCAGGUCGGAUCCUGCCAAGGGGGAUUCCUGUUCCCGACAAGCUCCAGCCAGCAUGGAAAGCGCUGACUGGCCCUGGCUUCCUUUUGGGCCACAGCGAGGGGGGAGGGGGGUGGGGCAGGCAGCUGCCCGCCUCACUGACCCCGAGUGCCUCCCUGAGAUGGGUCGAGUGCGGGUGGGCGGAGUGAGGCAGGAAAACGAGCCACUCUGGAGCCCCGCCCAACCCUAGGUCAGCAGCUCCUGGCUUGGCCCCCCCAGAGCCCGCGGGGACUGCCCCCGGGGCGCAGAGCCAGAGGGGCCCAGGCCGCGUUCCCUCUGGCAACCGGGCUGGCGCCCGGGGAGCGCGCUUAGGCACCAGGCGGGCGCACGCCCCCCACACGCCCUCUGGAAAUCGCCGGGGUGGGGGGCGCUCCGUAACCGAACUUAGUCGUCGAGCGCGCUCCUGGCAAGUCCCAGCGACAGGUCUUAUUGCCGGGUCUCAGAAAACAAGCGGCCCCGGGUGGGGCCGCUUCGGCGAAGUCCCCUCGGCAACCUCUAUCGCUCCCGCCUCUCCCUGGGAUUUUCCAGCGGGUUAAUUUCCUGUCCGGGUAAGUCCUUCGCGAGUCCUCGCCCCUCCCUCCCCGACUCUCCCCUGUGCGUCCCCGCCGCCCCGGACUCCCCCAGUCCGUCCGCGUCGCGCUCGGUCGCCCCCGCGCGCCCGGGCGCACGCCCUCCCCGCCCCGGCCGCCCUCCAGCUCCCAGCGCCCGGCCGCCCGGGGCCCCGCGCACCGCCCCGCGCCGGGAGGGCUCGCCCCGAGAGCCACGUCCGCGUAGCCGCGGCUCGCGCGGGUCCCCCCCGGCCAUGCGCCCCCGCGCCGUCCCCCGCGCCCCCUCCGGCGCCCCCGCCGCCGCCGCCGCGCUCGGCGUCCGCAGCCUCCUCCUGCUGCUACUGCUCCGGCCCGGGCACGCGUGCCCCGCGGGCUGCGCCUGCACCGACCCGCACACCGUGGACUGCCGCGACCGCGGGCUGCCCAGCGUGCCCGACCCUUUCCCCCUGGACGUGCGCAAGCUGCUGGUGGCCGGCAACCGCAUCCAGCACAUCCCCGAGGACUUCUUCAUUUUCUAUGGCGACCUGGUCUACCUGGACUUCAGGAACAACUCGCUGCGCUCGCUGGAGGAGGGCACGUUCAGCGGCUCGGCCAAGCUGGCCUUCCUCGACCUCAGCUACAACAACCUGACCCAGCUGGGCGCCGGCGCCUUCCGCUCGGCCGGGAGGCUGGUCAAGCUGAGCCUGGCCAACAACAACCUGACGGGCGUGCACGAGGCCGCCUUCGAGACGCUGGAGUCGCUGCAGGUGCUGGAGCUCAACGACAACAACCUGCGCAGCCUCAACGUGGCCACCCUGGCCGCGCUGCCCGCGCUGCGCACCCUGCGUCUGGACGGCAACCCCUGGCUCUGCGACUGCGACUUCGCCCACCUCUUCUCCUGGAUCCAGGAGAACGCGUCCAAGCUGCCCAAAGGCCGUGAGGAAAUCCAGUGCUCUCUGCCCCUGGGGAACAGGAGGAUAUUCCUGCACGAGCUGUCCGAGGCCAGCUUCAGCGAGUGUAGGUUCAGCCUGUCGCUCACAGACCUGUUCAUCAUCAUCUUCUCGGGCGUGGCGGUGUCCAUCGCUGCCAUCAUCUCCAGCUUCUUCCUGGCCACCGUGGUGCAGUGCUUCCAGAGAUGUGCCCCCAACAAGGACACCGAAGACGAGGAGGACGAGGAUGAGGACGACUGAGCCGCCCCCUCCCUUCCUGGAUUGCCAGAGCCCAGGCGGGGCUCCCCUCCGAGCCUAGCGGGAAGAGGGGAAGCUGGAAGUGGGAAGCAGUCAACCCACGGUGCCCAGAGCAGCACCUGCCCCCGGCCGUGCACCUGGCCGUGCACCUGGCCGCGCACAUGGCCACACACCCCGGGUGCCCGCUGGGACCUCCCAUCUCAGAGUUUAAGACCUUAGGGGUGGACGAGCCCAGGAAGGAUUCUGGAGGGACCUGCCUCUUGGCUUGAGGUUCGAGAAUGGGGUAGAGAGAGGCUUCCCCGCUGACCCUGAACCCCAAGCCGGGGGGAGCAGACGCUUGCAGCUCUGACCACCGAGCUGGCUUGUGCAUCUGUUCUCUGGCCUGGCUUGGGACACUGAGCAGCAGCCUCUUCGUCCCGGGAUGCAGCCGCUCAGACAGGGACUCACGUCCAGGGCCCUGUCCCUGGAGUGGACUUCUGCCGUACAGGGCUUCGGCAGCCUCUAGAGGUCCACAGGACAGAUCCCCAUUUGGCUAAAGUGGCACCGAGGGAAAAGCUAAGAUCUGGCCAAAGGGUGUUUGUCGCUGUAAUUUGGUGAGCAGGUGAGGAAGGCUUUUCCUGACAGAGCUCUCACCCUGUCCUCAGCCUGAGAGGAAGCAACUUGUAGAGGAAGAAGGGUCCGUCUUGUAUACAGUCUCCAUGGCCUCUGUGCCCCAUCACUCCUUCCCCUGAAACACAGCCACUUGUCUCCCUUCCCUGGCCCCUUCCCCAGCCCCCCCACCACUGGAAUCCCUCCUCAGCCAGCUAAUGCCUGGCGGGUCUCUGUGCUGGCACGGGUCCAGACUUGUCACCUCCAGAACUUGUGGUAAACUUUCCCCCGAGGCCAGGAUUCCAAAAAGCAGGUUGUGCUGGACCAAGAAAAUGCUAAAAAAACAAAACAAACAAACAAAAAAAAAAAACCCCCAGAGAUUUGGCCUCUGAGAAACCUCCAUCAGUGGCCUUAGGGUGUGUGUUACAUUUCCUUGGAGCAGAGUUUGUGACAGGCAGUGUUUUCCUGGAUGUGGAAGACAGCGCUGGGUUCAGAGAUAAUAUGAAGCCACGUCAUGUGCCUGGCGGGUUAAUGUAGGGCGACGGUGUCAGCAACAUUGGACUCUGCUGGGGACUGAGACUUUGAGGGAGCCUGAGAGAAGCCCUGGGUGUUUCUGGGAACCACCUCUCCACUGUUUCUCCUAAUAUAUUCCUUAUGUGCUCUUC
Leopardus geoffroyi (Geoffroy's cat) is the source of this 3458-nucleotide messenger RNA. RefSeq names its product leucine rich repeat containing 38 (gene LRRC38). The record is from RefSeq and is a predicted model, not a curated record. Gene Ontology annotation, molecular function: voltage-gated potassium channel activity; potassium channel activator activity; transmembrane transporter binding. The coding region runs from base 1294 to 2208 and encodes 304 amino acids. Lineage: Eukaryota; Metazoa; Chordata; Mammalia; Carnivora; Felidae. The transcript is spliced from 2 exons. Gene Ontology annotation, cellular component: voltage-gated potassium channel complex.